AAUGAAAGUCAUCUGCUAGCCUCGAGCGCAGCUUAAACGAGAUAGUGCACUGUUACUCGGGUUUCAAAAGUUUUGCGCAAUUUUCUCGUUGAUAGUCUCUGUGUUGUUACUUGAUAGUUCUUUCUCGUCAAAUCCUCCCCCCAUUGAGAUCCGUUCUUCACAAAAUUCGAAUUUGAUAAUCUUAAGUUAACAUUCCUCAAAAUCAGAAAUGCCCACUACCAAAACACUUGGUUGCUUACCAUUUUUCGCCAAAGGCAUUGUUGUCAAAGGAUUCGGUAGAGGUUCAAAAGAAUUGGGAAUUCCAACCGCAAACUACAUGAGUGAAGUAGUUGAUACUCUACCAAGUGAUAUGGAAACUGGGAUAUAUUACGGCUAUGCAAAAGUUGAUGGUGGUCCAGUUUACAAGAUGGUAAUGAGCAUUGGCUGGAAUCCUUAUUACAAGAAUGUAAAAAAAUCAAUGGAAACCCACAUAUUACAUAAUUUUGAAAGUGAUUUUUAUGGCAGUUUGCUCAAGACAUGCAUAAUAAAUUACAUUAGACCAGAACAAUCAUAUGAGUCUUUAGAUGCCUUAAUAGAUGCCAUUAAAUCUGAUAUAGCUUAUGCUGAUACCCAGUUAGAUCUGCCUGAAUAUAGUGACCUUCAGAAACAUUCCUUCUUCAGUGUAGAAAAACCUCAAGAUAUUAGCAGUGGCAAUCUAACAUUUCCUGGAAGUAGUUUAUAAUUUGGAUUUCUGUAGUUGAUCUUACCAAUAUUUAGGGUUAUAAAUGGAUUAAAUUAAUAUUUAUUUUAAGGGUUGUUUGUAGUUAUAAGUAUCAAUGUUUAUAGUUUUGGUAGGCAAAUCAUUGACAGUUAUAAUAUGAUCAAUAAUGUGACAAAUUACCUUGAAAUCAACCAAAAAUGUUUGUUACUUAUUUUUAUAUUGAUCUACAUGACAAACUGAGUAGCCAUCAACUAGCAACAGAUUUUUUCAAACAGAACACAGGAAGAGGUAGAGUUGAUAUAAUUUCUCUAUCGUCUUCAAAAAUAGGCUCGUAAGGAGGUUCCAAAUAACCAUCAACCUUAGGUAAUCUGAGUUCCGGAAAAGUUGACCAAUGACGGAUCAUACAUCGAACUGGGGUAGUUUCUAAGUUAUUGAUCUGUAAAAGAAAUGGAUAUCAUUACUAUUGUUUCGUGAAAUAUACAAGAGCAUUUGUUUUACCGUCA
Daphnia pulicaria is the source of this 1203-nucleotide messenger RNA. It is a transcript of the gene Rfk, whose product is annotated as riboflavin kinase-like. Gene Ontology annotation, biological process: riboflavin biosynthetic process; FMN biosynthetic process. Gene Ontology annotation, molecular function: riboflavin kinase activity. Gene Ontology annotation, cellular component: mitochondrion. NCBI's taxonomy places the organism in Eukaryota, Metazoa, Arthropoda, Branchiopoda, Diplostraca, Daphniidae. The record is from RefSeq and is a predicted model, not a curated record. The transcript is spliced from 4 exons. Bases 209 to 721 code for a protein of 170 amino acids.